Suillus subalutaceus is the source of this 1065-nucleotide messenger RNA. RefSeq lists its product as uncharacterized. Bases 1 to 1065 code for a protein of 354 amino acids. The transcript is spliced from 2 exons. The record is from RefSeq and is a predicted model, not a curated record. Lineage: Eukaryota; Fungi; Basidiomycota; Agaricomycetes; Boletales; Suillaceae.
AUGAAUCCCCCUCCAGUCCCAUCCUCCAUCCGUGGAAGAGGAAAGUCCAGGCAUUCCAAAGGAGAUGGAGAUACCGCUGAGACAAGCAUCAGUUGGCAGGCAGAUGUCCAACGUACCAACAAGCUGGUCGAUUACCUCGUCAACAAUAUGGCGGAUUGUUGCGUCCUAUUCUCUAGCGAGGGGAAGAAACCUAGUGAUCCUAACAUCGAGGGUCCUCCAUUGGGCAAAGACAAGAACGCAAUCCAUGCGGUGAUGUUAAGACCGUACUCAAGUAGUAUCGGAUCCGAAGGCUUCGGCCUCAGCUCGCAGCUCUGUUCAUCCCCCCCGCAAUGUAACAUCCCUUCCACCAGCACUGCCACUUGUAGUGGAACAGGCGUCCCACAAUUCAACUACCCUCCCCCUCCCCAUCCCCCACCUUUGCAGUUUGCCCCCCAUCAAUUCGACUUCGCUCCCCCUCACCAAGGUGGUCAACCAGGCAGCGUCACUGGUUCCCACCCACAGUGGAGUUACAUCUCUCCCCAAAGCGCCCACCCUGGCGGUGUUCCUGCUCCCCAAUUCAACUUCCCCCUCCCACAAAAUGCCCAACCAGGGAAUGCUUCUGGCUCUCUGCAGCACUGGAAUUUUGGCCUCCCUCCCCAAGGUGCUUAUACUGGUGGUGUCACUGGCUCUCUCCCCACUCCCCAAUUCAACUUUGCCCCCCCUCCACAGAGUGUUCAAGCAACCAGCACUUCUGGCUCUCCACAACGCUGGAAUUAUGACCUCUCUCCCCAAGGUGGUCAGUCACAAAGCCGCAACACAUACUCCCCAGGCCCUCCGACACUUUCAGACUUUCCCGGAAUGGAUGACGACAACGAUAACCCCCUUGCUGAUGAUAUGGAAGACCUGCGUAUCGAUGAGUCAGUCGGUCGUCAUGAUGACGACAAUGUCUUCAAUUUGAACAGCCCACCAAAAUCCAAAUGGGGCGGCAAGAAAUGCCAGCAGCCUCCAUCUUAUCCAACUCCGUCCCCCCCCCACAUUUGUCAAAUGGGCAGAACGCACCAAGCUGACGGUCGCAACUUGCAUUAG